AUGAACACGGAAAAGCUGAAAAAAUUGCAGUCCCAAGUGCGUAUCGGCGGCAAGGGUACACCGCGGCGCAAGAAGAAGGUUGUGCAUGCGACCGCAGCUACAGAUGACAAGAAGUUGCAGUCUUCAUUAAAGAAACUAUCAGUAAAUACUAUCCCCGGUAUUGAGGAAGUGAAUAUGAUCAAGGAUGACGGCACAGUGAUACAUUUUAACAAUCCGAAAGCGCAGGCCUCAUUGGCGGCUAACACUUUCGCGAUUACGGGUCAUGGAGAAAACAAGCAAAUCGCAGAAAUGCUGCCCGGUAUUCUCAGUCAACUUGGACCCGAAGGUUUGAGUCAAUUGAAAAGACUGGCGUCGAGUGUAGCAGCCCCUAAACCACUGGAUGAUGAUGAUGAAGUACCUAGUCUUGUUGGUAAUUUUGACGAAGCUUCAAAGCAAGAAGCAAAGGAAGUCAUAACUGAAGAAAAGGAAAAAGAAAAAGAGAAGGAAAAGGAAAAAGAAAAAGAGAAGGAACCAGAAAAAGAAAAGGAAAAAAAACCCGAGACAGAAACCAAAGCUGCCGACAAGAAAACUGAUUAA
Parnassius mnemosyne (clouded apollo) is the source of this 576-nucleotide messenger RNA. Lineage: Eukaryota; Metazoa; Arthropoda; Insecta; Lepidoptera; Papilionidae. The record is from the annotation of a GenBank genome assembly.